GUUGAACCGUUCCUCCGAGUAUUUAUCAUUUAUGUAUUGAAUUGAAUUGCAAGGCUGGUUGGCUGGCUGGUUCCGCACUGGGUCCUUGAGCGCUGGGGAUUCUAAUUCCGUCCGACACGGCUCUUCUCUUCCGACCUUCCUGAUGAUGUUGAGACGAGACGCGAUGUGGUCAUGUUGGUAUAUAAGCUUUGGGUUGUGGAUGCAUGACCCUUUGGACCUACCUUGGACUUUGAUCCCUUCGUCCCUCUGUACUAUCGUUCCUUCGAUCUUACCCGUCUUCCCACUCCCCUCUUGGUAUCUGCAUCCGUAUUGCGAACCCGGAGUGCGCGACGAGCAAUGGCUGUCAUACAAAACACAGUUUCGGGUGCUGCGAAUCGGCGGAGAGCCCUCGCCGGUCAAUCUGGUUGGGCUGGGUUGUUGCACAAUCGACGUGUAUUCGCGAUAGCUGUAUUCGCGUCGCUCGGUGGAUUACUUUAUGGGUACAACCAAGGUGUAUUCUCAGGUGUCCUAACCAUGUACACCUUCGAGCAACGGAUGGGUGACGCAGUCUCCAAUACCGGAAAGAAGGGAUGGCUUGUCGCGAUUUUGGAGUUGGGAGCUUGGUUCGGUGUUUUGUGUACCGGUUAUCUUGCAGAUAAGUUAUCUAGGAAGUACACGAUUGUCCUCGCUGUUUGUGUAUUCUGCGUUGGGGUUAUCGUGCAGACGGCAGCGAUGCAUGCUUCGUCGAUUUAUGGAGGACGAUUUGUGACGGGUCUUGGUGUCGGGUCGCUAAGUAUGGCAGUUCCUCUUUACAAUGCCGAGCUUGCUCCUCCGGAAGUACGAGGCUCUCUGGUCGCUCUUCAGCAGCUAGCAAUCACUUUCGGAAUCAUGGUAUCCUUCUGGAUCGACUACGGAACGAACUUCAUUGGUGGGUCGGGUCAAACGCAGCAUGAAGCGGCGUGGCGUAUUCCGUUGGCUCUGCAGCUCGUUCCAGCCGUGAUUCUCGGUGUUGGGAUUUUGGUUAUGCCAUUCUCCCCGAGGUGGCUCGUUAACCAGGGAAGAAACGAUGAAGCAUUGGCUGUACUGAGUUCGGCACGUCGUCUUCCUCCAGACUCUGACCUCGUUCAAAUCGAGUACCUAGAGAUUAAAGCGCAAUACCUAUUUGAGAAACAAACGUCUGAGAUGAAGUUCCCUCAGUACCAGGACGGCUCGCGGCUUUCGAACUUUAAACUCGGAGUCUACGAUUAUCUCAGUCUUCUCCGGUCAAGAACCCUGCUUGUCCGCGUAGCCAUUGGCUCUUUAACCAUGUUCUUCCAGCAAUGGACAGGCGUAAACGCGAUUCUGUACUACGCUCCUACUAUUUUCGGAUCCCUCGGAUUGACAGGUACUACUACGUCACUACUGGCAACAGGUGUCGUCGGUAUUGUCAUGUUCCUUGCUACAAUUCCUGCUGUGAUCUGGGUUGACCACUGGGGAAGGAAGCCUGUGUUAAUUUCUGGAGCUUUCCUCAUGGCCGCCUGUCAUCUUAUAAUCGCUGUACUUUCGGGUCUCUUUGAGGAUUCUUGGGGCAGUCACGUAGCUGCAGGAUGGGCAGCCUGUGCACUCGUCUGGGUGUUCGCGAUUGGCUUCGGAUAUAGUUGGGGUCCAUGCGCAUGGAUUCUUGUUGCCGAGAUUUGGCCGUUAAGUGUCCGAGGAAAGGGUCUCUCGAUCGCUGCUUCAUCGAACUGGAUGAAUAAUUUCAUUGUUGGGCAGGUAACGCCAACGAUGCUCACGCAUUUGCGUUUCGGAACUUUCAUAUUUUUCGGGACAUUCUCAUUCAUGGGCGGCCUCUUCGUCCUCUUCUUCGUACCCGAAACAAAAGGUCUCACACUAGAAGAAAUGGACGAAGUCUUCGGUGACGAAUCCGGUAGCAGCGUAGCAGACCAAGAACGUCUUCUCGUUAUACAUAAGCGAAUUGGUCUUGAUGUGUAUGGACGUGCGAGUCCGGUAGAUAUGAAGGGAAGGGAGAGUGAUGAGAAGAUGGAUGUUUCGCACCACGCUUGAGUUGAAUGAGUGUAU
Molecule: messenger RNA, 2037 nt
Organism: Fomitiporia mediterranea MF3/22
Lineage: Eukaryota; Fungi; Basidiomycota; Agaricomycetes; Hymenochaetales; Hymenochaetaceae
Product: general substrate transporter
Exons: 23
Coding region: 337-2022 (561 amino acids)
Biological process (GO): transmembrane transport; carbohydrate transport
Cellular component (GO): membrane
Molecular function (GO): carbohydrate:proton symporter activity
Source: RefSeq, a predicted model, not a curated record